AACAAACUGUUUAGAAUGGCUUUUUGUGGGACAUUAUGUGAGGGUUUCUUUGGCAGUGGCUUUCAAAGAGGGCGCCAACAUUCUUCCUUACAGGAAACGCGCCAAAACCCGUAUAGAUUCAUAAAAUUGAAAUGCUCAUUCAAGCAAAAGGUCGAACAGUUUCAGUUCAGAAUCAAAAUCAGCAAAACAAUGGCAGCAGUCUUUGGAUGGUACGGACCUCUAAUCGAUCUCUCCAAAGCGCCUUCCCAUGUCGGCGACUACGUUCAGCUUCUCGUCUUUGUUCACAAAUCCACCCCUGUUCAGUAUAAAUUGUCAAAAAAGGGAGGGAGUGGGAGCGGAGAGAUGGUAAGGAUGGACGUACAGGUGGGUGAUGACACGCGUCGAUAUUUUCCUGUAUCUAUAUGGCAAAAACAAUUGGGGUCCAAGAUUGUUGCUGGUGAUAUUAUUUUUCUACAGAAUGUCAAGGUUGCAAGAUUUAGAGAUGUUAUUGAAGUAAGAACUGAUCAUUGCUCAUUAAUUCAAAGCCUGGUUCGCUCAGAUGAAUUGCUUGUUUCUAAAGGUAUAGAUGAGGCAAUGAAAGAUUGUCGAAUUGGAAUAACAGCUAAGAACAAGCUUCACAAGGUUAUAGAAUGGUUGCAGCGAGCUGGACUUGCAAGUCAUGAUGUAGAAUUGAACAGCGACCAAAGUAAUAAGCAAAUGUUUAUAAAUUGGAAAAUGCAUGAAGAGGUACAGCACAAGGACUGUUUUUCUCUUAUGCAAUUAGAACAUCUACCUGAUGCUUCCAAGGCAACCUUCCAUGCUUCAGUUGGAGAAAUCUUUUUGCCGAUCACCUGGAGACAUAUCCCAGAAUCUGAAGUUGAAAAGAUGUUUAUCAGCAGGAGAAUGUAUAUGUUGGGAGAUAGAGAUUUCAUAGAGGAUCUUAUUUGUAAUGGCUGCCAGCUAUGUGGUACCCCUUUGUCUUCUGAAUUUGGGCCACCCAUGAAGCAAAACAGCUUCCCACUUUAUUGCCGGAAAAGCCAAAAUGGUCUCCAUGCUUUGAGCAUGAUAUACAGACCUUUCUUGUUGGGAAAGAGUAGCCAGAACAAGAUUGUACACUGCCAACCUUCCAUGCUGUGAGGAGGACCAAUGGUUAUUUUAUUGUUAUAUGUGUUGCAUGGCAAUUGGUGACCCUCUUUCCAGCGAUGCAGUCUAUUGAUUAUUUAAAAUAGAAAAGAAUAAAAUACAUAGGAAUUUUCGUUAUUCUCAAAUUGUAUUAUUUUGUAGUGAAAUUUUUUAUCUCUUUCCUUCUGCUCGCUUAGUCAAAUUUGCCUCAAAAUGUUACUGGGUUGAUUUUAGUGCACCUCUCUCAGCUGCGCACACAGACAAACUCAUAGGCAGAGAUAGAGAUUAUUAGUUUGUUUUGUGUACAUAGUCAUUGAAGUGGGCUGAAAAUACGAAUUGGAAUUGACUAGAUGAUGAUAGUGUUGUCUUUUGUUUUCUCAACUCUCGCCAAUAACAUAACCAGUAUAUAUUUGUGAACCCUGUAGAAUAGCACUUGAAAACCAAUGCUCGUUCUGAGGGUUGGAAGAACGGAUUUGAAGGUUUUGAAUGCCCAUACCCUUUGCUUGGGCUUAACUAAAUUUAACAUUCUGGGAACAGAAUAAUUAGUAAUUAUGGUUAUCAUAAAUCAAUUACUUGGAACUUAAUUUAGGUGAUUAUAUUUGCACUCCACAUUUUUCUUUUAAUCAACUUGACAGAAUUUCCAUAGACCAAAUUCUAGCACCGAUGAAGCCCUCUAAUACAUAAUUG
Messenger RNA from Coffea arabica (coffee), 1788 nucleotides. The record is from RefSeq and is a predicted model, not a curated record. Lineage: Eukaryota; Viridiplantae; Streptophyta; Magnoliopsida; Gentianales; Rubiaceae.